Cavenderia fasciculata is the source of this 525-nucleotide messenger RNA. RefSeq lists its product as uncharacterized. The record is from RefSeq and is a predicted model, not a curated record. Lineage: Eukaryota; Evosea; Eumycetozoa; Acytosteliales; Cavenderiaceae. Bases 1 to 525 code for a protein of 174 amino acids. The transcript is spliced from 2 exons.
AUGGGAGACAAGAUACAGAACAGUUACGAUGUCAACGGCAAACCCAUUACGAGAACUGAAACCUAUCAGGUCAAGGAAGUCACCCACACAGAUUCCACUCAAAUGUAUAUCUAUGAAUGGGCAGACGUCUCCCCGCCAGUUGACAGCACCAUCACAACCUUGUUACUCCAAGUACACUUUACAAAGUUCUAUAUACACAUGGACACUCAAUCUCGACAGAUUCUUGAAUCAGUCAAGGAAGAAAUGACCCAAAGAAACAAAACAAGAGACACUCACUUUACCAUUUAUGAUGGUAUAAAUAUCGCCAACUUUACAAACUCUAGACUCUUUUGUUUGGAUGAAAAUAGAAUCCCAUGGUAUGCCAAUACUUUUUGGUGGGCUAUUGUUAAUAUUACAUUUUUAUGGUUCCCAUGGGAAGUUGCUUAUGGAUCUAAUCUUGCAACUGGUCAAUUCGAUGUUUUGAAACGUGUACGUAUCACUGGUACAUAUGAUGAGAAUGGAACACUCCAAUUAGUCACCAUCUGA